Mytilus californianus (California mussel) is the source of this 3955-nucleotide messenger RNA. RefSeq lists its product as uncharacterized. NCBI's taxonomy places the organism in Eukaryota, Metazoa, Mollusca, Bivalvia, Mytilida, Mytilidae. The transcript has 3 exons. The coding region runs from base 55 to 1881 and encodes 608 amino acids. Gene Ontology annotation, molecular function: GTP binding. The record is from RefSeq and is a predicted model, not a curated record.
UGGUCUUGUCAUCAAUGCACAUUCUUCAAUCAGCCUUGCCAUAAGCGAUGUCAAAUGUGCAAUUAUAAAAAUGUAUCAAGUACAGCAGUAAGACAUUCUACGCCUUUGAUAAAAGACUGGUCGUGUACUAGGUGUGCAUCGUCAAACCAUUCUAAUUCGAAGAAAUGUCGGUCAUGUCGAUUUUCUUCUCAAUGUGAAGAAGAAGUGGAAAAAUCAUCAUUGAAAAGUCAUGAUUCUUCAUCUAGUAAAGCUGAUGAUGCAUCUACGAAGGUAUUAGACAUAGUCAGUCCAGUGGACAUAGCAGCCAAUACUUUCAAAGAUGUUACCGAUAAAGUAGUCGAUAGAGUUGACAAAACAGCAAAUACAUUUAAAGAGGUUACCAAUAAAGUAGUCAGUACAGUUGACGAAGCAGCGAACAUGUUUACAGGUGUUACCGAUAUAUUAGUCAGUACAGUUGAUAAAACAGCCAAUACGUUUAAAGAUGUUACCGAUAAACUAGUCAGUUCAGUUGACGAAGCAGCCAGUGAAUUAACAGGAAAAACAUAUAAACAUGAGACAGCCUUUAAAACGGAUAACAUAGAUAGUGUGGUUGAAAAAUUUACUAGUGCUAUUGACGUUGAGGCAUCUUUAAAACAUACAAAUUAUGAAACACAUACCACAAGGAAUAAAAAAGCCGAUACAGUUUAUGAAGCAGUAGAUGAAGUUGCCAGUCGAGUUGUUGAAACUACAGAUGUAGCCAAUGGAGUAACCAUAAGAAGUGAUAAAGAUGCCAGUAUUGUUGACAGAGUGACCAGUGCAGUAAAAGAAGAAGCCAAUAUAUUUGAAGAAGAUGGGGAAAUUCGUAUUGUACUCAUUGGUCGAACAGGGACUGGUAAAAGUGCAACUGGAAACACUAUCUUAGGGGUUGAUCAGUUUCGAUCACUGCCCUCGGGUUCUUCGGUAACCGAAAAAUGUAAACGAGGAGAAUCUAUUAGAAAUGAAAAGAAAGUUGUAGUAGUUGAUACACCUGGUUUAUUCGAUACGGAAGCGACGAAUGAAGAUGUUACCAAGGAGAUAAUUAAAUGUAUCGGAAUGACGUCACCAGGACCGCAUGCUGUUGUUCUUGUUGUCAGUGUCGGUCGAUUUACAAAAGAAGAACAAGAUACUGUCAAGCAUUUUGUUAAUCAUUUUGGGAAUGGCGUUUUCAAAUAUAUGAUCGUACUUUUCACUCGAAAGGAUGACCUCACAAAGAUGAAACAGUCAAUUCAUCGAUACGUGGAAACAGUCCCAAAAGAACUGAAAGCUAUCCUUCAGCAAUGCGGUAAUAGGUAUAUUUCUUUCAACAAUGACGCAACUGGACAACCAAAGAAAGAUCAGGUUAAUGAUUUUUUUGAAAUGGUCGAAACGAUGUGUAGUGAGAAUGGCCGCUCCUGUUAUACGAAUGAAAUGUAUCAAGAAGCUGAAAUCACAUUGCAGAGAAGGAUGCAGAUUGAAAGGGAAAAGUUGAAAAUGCAGAAGAAACAAGAGAUUGAAGAUGUCAGAAAUGAAGUAGAAUGUAAAUACCUGGAAACGCUUGAACAAGAACUGAAUGAAAAAAGUGAACUUGAAGAUGCCUUGAUAUCUCGAAAAAUGGCUACCGACCUGGAAAAAGCCGAACUGCAGAAGGAGCUCGAUGAAUCGAAGAAGAAAAUGAAAAGAAAACUAGACAAGAAAGAAAAAGAAUUACAGGAAGAAAUGAAAAAGAAGGAGGAUAAAUUCAAUGAAAAGAUGUCUUCGGAUGCAUUAAGAUCAAACGAAAGAAAUAACGUAGAAAAGGAAAGCGGAGAUUCGUUUUCUGAUUUACUUGGCGGAUUAAAAAAAAUAGUAACUGGUUGCGCUAAAAUAUUCAAAAUCAAUUGGUGAAACAUGUAAAACCGUUUUCGACAAAUAAACGUUCUUUAAAACAGUAAAAUACAAAAAGCCAAAUUGAACGACUUGUAUAAAAUUGUAAAUUUUAAUGAUGCUUUGGUACUAAAAAAUGUACUAAUUUUACUUCAAAACCCUGAUAUUAAGCUUUUUCUAGUCAUAUGUGAUCAGUAGAGUUUCCGUAAUUUUUGUCGCAAUUACUAGUAUUUAAUUUGUUUAAUGAUUAUACAUGAUACUUGAUUUUAGUAGUGAAAAUUUUAAAGGCAAACUUCAUAAAUGAGUUUUAACAGAAACUUUACUAUGGUAUUUUAAGGUUUUUCUAUAAUAUUUUGACAUUCAAAAGUGUAGGAUAUUUAGUCUACACAGACUGAUUUGCACAUAUAUAUAAGUGAAGUUACAGUUUGAAAGGAGGUCAUGGUUUGACUCCAUCAAGCAAAGUUGAUCUUCGAUGAAUUUGGCUUUUGGUCAAAUAGCUCCGUCAGAUUCUACGUAUUUAUGAAACGAUGACCUGGCUUUUAAAUUUUUGGGGGUUUGAGUGUUCCUGAUGAAAGUAAUCCAGAAAAAGCGCUUCAGACGCAUGCAAUUUAUAGCGGUUUUUUUCAUUUUGAGGGGGAAAAUAUACAAUAAGCUAUUACAAUGGCUUAAGGAAAGAGAAAUCCUUUUGACAAAAUUGUCUAAAUUUUACCCAAAUUUUAGAAAUAUACAUAAUGGUAGUAUAAGUCAAAACGAUUGUUAAAUAGUGGCACAUUAAAAAUAUCAAAGAUAUGUUCACAUAACAUUUUUGAAUUGUUGAGAGUAAGAAAUAAGGUUUUACAAAACCUUUAAUAAUUGUAAAUAUUAGAAAGUAUUGGUUAUUAGUUGUUGUAAUUUUCAAUUGUUAUUUUUUACUCGGAUUACCGUGAGGGAAUCCGAAGUAAUUCUAUGGCAGUUUCUGAGUGUUCCUUUACACACGCCUUACUACGUAUACAUAUAAAUACGCUGACGUUAUCGAGUGCAAAAUGGAAUUCUUUAUCGCUUCAUGUAUAUUAAUAUUAUCAAUGAAAUUUUAUGAAAAUAUUUUUUUAAGAACAUUUAUUUGUAAUCAACAUGUUAUGUUUUGAGAAAUAUACAUAAGUAAAAAAUCAUAAAGAUCAUAAUAACGAACAGGUACCUAGAUACAUGGGUCACCAAAGUACCCAUAUUGUACGCGGAUGAAUUUUAAGAAUUGUAUACAUAUGCCCGAUCAUGAUAACUGGUAACGCUAAAUCUUUAUGGUUAACAUGGGAUUAAUACAUGGAACUGAAUGUAUUUGUUUUGUACAAUAGUUCUGAUAGAAUAAUUGUUUCAAAGACAUUAACAUGUGUGCGUCCGUAUUUUUAAGUAAUCAUUGUGAGGUUUACCUAUGUAAAAAUAUUCCUAUGUGAACUUAAUAAAGAUAUUACACAAAUCCUACAAGAUCAUGACUAGUUCAGACCUAAAAAUAAAUAAUUCAUUUAAAAGUUUAACUUAUAUAAAAACAAGUUCUAAAAACUACUUUGAAAAUUGAUUCAUAAUAAGAUGCAAAAAAAAAUGUAUGAAAGAAGUAAUAAAACUUUAUUCAUAUAAGAACCUUAAACAAAAAUUAUUUUUUGAAGACUAUUUAAGAACACCAAACUUUACAUAUAGAAAAUUAAUAACAAAACUAAGAAUAAGUGAUCAUCAUAACUUAGAUAUAGAAAAAGGAAGACAUUAUAAUAUUCCUAGAGAGCAGAGAUUAUGCCAUAAAUGUAACAUAUUAGAAUAUGAAAAACAUGUUUUAUUAGAUUGUGAAUUAGAAAGGGAGCUGAGAAACAGCUUUUUUGAUAAUUUCUGUUCAAGAUUUGACUGAUGAAGAAAAGGUGAUUUUAAUGCUCAAUCCAUCAACACCAUCAUAUGUAAAUAAAUUGGGGUCCUACAUUAAAAAGUCAGUAGAACUGAGGACAAGGGAUUCUAUUUACAGUAAUUAAAUGAUUGUGAAUUUCAGCUAUACGUGUAUUGUAUACUUAUUUUGUAUUUGUCACAAACUUAUUGUUUAAAGUUUAUAUGGCAAUAAAAAUUUGAAUUCAAAUUUGAA